Messenger RNA from Melanotaenia boesemani (Boeseman's rainbowfish), 2163 nucleotides. RefSeq names its product tripartite motif-containing protein 16-like. The record is from RefSeq and is a predicted model, not a curated record. Lineage: Eukaryota; Metazoa; Chordata; Actinopteri; Atheriniformes; Melanotaeniidae. Bases 110 to 1789 code for a protein of 559 amino acids. Gene Ontology annotation, molecular function: protein binding; zinc ion binding. The transcript has 7 exons.
GGUCCCAUCAUGCCUGAAAAACCCGCCCCUUUGCGGCCGAGUCUCAGAGAAAACGAAACUUAAGAGCCUCUACCGCUUCUAUUGUUUGCACGUGCGAAAUUGAUCCAAAAUGGCAGAGACGCAGCAGGAGGACGGCGUGGGCCUGGACCAGGGUCAGUUCAGUUGUUCGGUGUGUCUGGACCUGCUGAAAGAGCCUGUCACCGUCCAGUGUGGACACAGUUACUGCAGAGGCUGCAUAGAAGGCUGCUGGGACCUGGAGGAGGACAAGGGACAGUUCAGCUGUCCUCAGUGCAGGGAAAUAUUCCAGCCUCGACCUAUUCUGGGGAAAAACCACAUUCUGGCGGAGGUCGUGGAGAAGCUGAAGGGGACAUGCACCCAGCAGAACUCUUCCUGUGCCGGCCCAGAAGACGUCGCUUGUGAUUUCUGUAUCGGAGCCACGCGGAACAAGGCCUCCAUGUCCUGCCUAACGUGCUUGGCCUCAUACUGUGCCGCUCACCUCCAGCCUCACCAUAGAGUUUCUGUGUUAAAGACGCACAAGCUGGUCUCGGUUACAGUCCCACUACAUUUAAAGAUGUGUUUGCAGCACAACAAGCUGAUGGAGGUCUACUGUCGCACAGAUAGGAGGUGCAUCUGUUAUCUGUGCACUUUAGACUCCCACAAUAGACACUCUAACAUCUCAGCUGCAGCAGAAAGAGCUGCAGAGCAGGAGCAGCUGAUUUUGGAUCAACAGAGAGUCCAGGACAGACUCGAGGAGAGGGAAGAUGAGCUGGAUGAGCUGCUACAAGCUCUGAAGCGCUUCAAGAGUUGUAGCCAGACUGCAGUGGAGUCCAUUGAUGUGAUCAUAGAUGAGCUGAUCGCCUUCCUAGAAAAAAGACGCUACCUAGGAAAGCAGAUGAUUGAGGUUCGGGAGAAGGCCGCCAUCGCUCAGGCCGAGGAGUUGCAACUGCAACUGGAGGAGGAAAUAUCAAAGCUGAGGAAAAGAUACGCCGACCUGGAACAGCUUUCUAAAACCGAUGACCACAUUCAUUUCAUUCAGACUUUUCAGUCUCUCUCCACACCCUGUGAAUCUCCGGACCUGGUGCCUGGAGCGGUUGUUCGUCCUCGCCAUUCGAUGGAAACUGUAACUAAAAGUGUGUCCGAGCUGAAAAACAACAUAGAGGACCUCAUUAAAAUCACAUGGCCCAAAAUAUCUGCCACAGUGUGUGCUGUGGAUGUUGUUCUGCCGCCUGUGCCAAAGACCAGAGAAGAGUUCUUGCGCUACUGCUGUACCCCAACGCUGGACAACAACUCCGUUCACAGUUAUUUGUCCAUUUCAAAGGAAAACCGGCGGGUGACUUGUCGAGAUCAUGACAUGUGUUAUUCACAUCAUUCAGACAGGUUUCCAGGUGUGAAACAGGUGCUGUGUAGAGAGGGUCUGUCAGAGCGAUGUUACUGGGAGGUCACUUCAACCUGCCAAGCUUGGUCAGUAGCAGUGGCUUACAAAAGCAUCAACAGGGCAUCAGAGUUUGGAACGAAUCAGGAGUCGUGGAGUUUGGAGAGCUCAAAAGGUGUUUAUACUUUUAGACAUUACUACACAACCACAGCAGUAACAGGCCCUCCAUCCUCCAGAAUUGGAGUUUACCUGGAUUAUAAAGCAGGUAUUCUGUCUUUUUAUAGCGUCUCUGAUGAGACGAUGACUCUCCUCCACCAAGUACAGACCAGCUUCACUCAGCCUCUCUAUCCUGGCCUCGUUCUGAAGGAUGAUGGUUCAUACAGCCGUCGUUAUGCAGAGCUGGUUAAGUUAAGCUGAUGUCUUUCUUUGGAGUGAUGAGUUCUAGUUUUCUAUUACUACACUCUUAAUUAGCCCCUGCUUCAGGCUGAAGUAUAACUUUUUCUUUUUCUACAGAAUUGUUUUAAUCACUUGGCAUCAGCAGGAAAACAUGACCUUAUUUAUGGUUAAAUGCAAACUGUUCAGAGACAGCAAAAUUCAGCUUGUCUUUCUGUUAGAUGUCCCACUAUUGAAGGUAAACUUAGCUACUUUCUCUUUCAAAUCCACUUAGUUACUCUAUUGUUUAUGUAUAAUAUGUUUGUGAUAAAUAGUAAUGAUCAUAAACAUGCUGUAUGUGGAAAUGUUUUUGAUAAAUGUUCCUGAAUUUUAAGAGAAAUAAAUAAACUUUCAGCUUA